GCCCUGCAAUCAUUCAUGGAACCGAAAUGGAGUUGGAGCAAAAAAGUCACUAACACCAAGAAAAGCUGCCAGCCAAUCUCUUACCAUUCAUCAACAGAAUAAAAUUCUGUUAUCUAUCUCUGUUGCUUCUGUGUCGGUUUUUUAUUGGUCAUUGUCAUUCUAUUUUUCCUUCUAAAAGAACUUUCUUUUAUCUUUCCUUUGUGCAAAGACUUGAUCUGUCUGUGUACAAAACUGUCCUGGAAAUGGAGUUAGUUCCAUAUUCAAGUGAACCAGAACCGAAAACAAGUUCCACAACUCUUCCAUGGCAAGACAUGUUCCGAUCUGCAUCGACAAGGAAGCCUUCCCCAGCACCAGGCAACUGCGACGCGCCUCCAAACCAACCCCACGCGCCAAACUCCACCAACCCAGAUCACAUAAACAGCCUCUCAGGUGAUCCCCAGGUACGGUUGGCUGUUUACAUAGCCAUGGCUCAUGCUGGUCUUGCCUUUACCAUAUUCAUUUUAUAUGGAAUUUGCAAGCUUUUGCAAGAGUAUCUUAGGCCAAUUCAGUGGGCAAUCUUGUGUUCAAUUCCCUUGAGAGCUAUACAAGAGACCCUUGUGGGAUUUUGGAGUGAACCUUUGAAACUAGGCCUCACUGAAACUGUUCUUGCUGUUCCUGUGGCUAUCUUUAAGGCUUUUAUAGGUACCCUUGUUGAUAUUCAGAAUGUUUGUUUGAGGAUUUUUCUUAAAAGACCAAAAUCUACUCUUUCAAGGCGUCAUAGAAGUGGGUUUUCAAAGCUAGUUCGGUGGCUAGUGUCAUUUGCUGUGUUUGUGAUUGCCUAUGAGAGAAUUGGUGGCUAUGGGUCAUUGGUAAUAAUUGUGUUGGGGUUCAUGAUUAGUACUAAAAAUGUAGAUAAUACAAUGUAUGCUGUUUCAUCAUUUAGGAGUUCUAGUUUCAAAAGAAGUGCAAUUAGUGCAUAUUUCACGCGUGGGAUAUUGAAAAGGCUGAAUACUAUUGUAGCUAUUGGGCUGAUAAUUGGUAUGAUUGUGGGGUUUUUUGCUGGAGCAACAUAUUUCUCAUACAAGAUUGGUGUUGAGGGAAAAGAUGCUGUGAUUUCAGUGAAAGCUCAUGUGGAAGAGAGCAAUUAUGCUGAGAGGAUUGGUGUUAAAAAAUGGAUGGAAGAGAAUGAUGUCCCUGGAAUGGUGGAUCAGUACACUGCACAGUUUUACGAAACAGUGUCAGGGCAGAUCGAUAGUUUGGCAAUGCAGUAUAAUUUGACGGAGUUUGUAACUGGAAUGAAGCAUUUUGUCAUAACUACGAUGACUAGUUCAUCAGCGCAAUCAACAGCUCUGAUGACCCCCUCUCCUUAUACGGAAAAACUUUUGAGCUUGAGGAAGAGGGUUAGGGAUCGCGAAUGGGGGCAAAUUUACACAGAAGUCAAUGCAAUUCUCAGAGAAUUGAUGAUCACACGGGAGGAUUUGGUUGAGAAGGCUAAAGGGUUUGCUGUUAAAGGAGCAGAUGUUUCGCAAAAGUUGAUUGCAAGUGGUGCAUCUGUUCUAGGUGGCAGUGCAAAAAUCAUGUUCACUAUCAGCAGUUCCAUCAUCUCUGGAGCUGCCGAGGUCUUCAAUUUUGUAUCUCAAUUGAUGGUGUUCUUUUGGUUUCUAUAUUACCUCAUCACAUCAGAAUCUGGUGGGGUAACAGAACAAGUUAUGUCGAUGAUUCCAAUAUCGAAAUCGGCUAGGAUUAGAUGUGUUGAAGUUCUUGACAAUGCUAUUUCUGGUGUGCUUUUGGCUACAGCUGAGAUUGCAUUCUUCCAAGGAUGUCUUACAUGGCUUCUAUUUAGACUGUAUAAAGUACACUUCCUUUACAUGUCAACAGUGCUCGCUUUCAUCAGCCCCUUGUUGCCGAUCUUUCCUCCAUGGUUCGCAACGAUUCCUGCAGCUGUAGAGCUACUGCUGGAAAGAAGAUACAUCCUAGCUGUGACCUACUCCAUUAUUCACAUUUACCUUAUGGAUUAUGGUGCUUCUGAAAUUCAGGAGAGUAUACCUGGUUACAGCGCAUAUCUUACAGGACUUAGCAUCAUCGGUGGAAUGACAUUGUUCCCUUCUGCAGUUGAGGGAGCAAUUAUGGGACCAUUGAUCACUACUGUUGUAAUUGCUUUAAAGGAUCUGUAUGCUGAAUUUGUUCUUGAAGAACCAAAGAAAAAAGACUAGAAGAAGAACAGGCUUGCUUCCAUGUGAAGAGCUUAUGUAUUUUAGCAAGAUUGGUUCAAACAACAUACAGAAAUAGUUGUUCCAAGGACAAUUCUUAAUUUGCCAUUGAAGAGAGCCUCAAUCUGCAUGCCCUGUUUACUCAAUCUUUAUUUAUUUAGUACGAUAAUUCUUAUUUAGAGUGGCACUUGUACAUUGGUUAUCUUGAAGCAUAUGGCAAUUGUUAUGUAUCCUCGUUGUGUUUAGCAGUUUGUUCAAAAAGAAAGAAAAUUGUACCGCAUUUUUUUCUAUAUUUAACCAUGUCAGAACUUAUGAGGCCAAUGUUUGAGUCGAGAGAAUGUGUAAUUCUUUUUUUAUUUUUAUCUGUACAAUAAAAGUAAACUUGACAAUUCGUGACGUGUGAAAGACUGAUAAUUCGUGUAUAAAUGUUAUG
Molecule: messenger RNA, 2622 nt
Organism: Durio zibethinus
Lineage: Eukaryota; Viridiplantae; Streptophyta; Magnoliopsida; Malvales; Malvaceae
Source: RefSeq, a predicted model, not a curated record